Molecule: messenger RNA, 1139 nt
Organism: Sceloporus undulatus (fence lizard)
Lineage: Eukaryota; Metazoa; Chordata; Lepidosauria; Squamata; Phrynosomatidae
Product: mid1-interacting protein 1-B-like
Exons: 2
Coding region: 356-754 (132 amino acids)
Biological process (GO): regulation of lipid biosynthetic process
Cellular component (GO): cytosol
Source: RefSeq, a predicted model, not a curated record
CCCACUACGAAGAGUCAAGGUUCUAUGUACAGUUUGGCUCUAUUUUAGGGAGAGAUUUCAGUCUGCAAAUAAGAAUUGCACUGCAGACCACAAAGAAUAGAGUUGCCUCAGAUGGACCAGGAUAAAGGUUGCACGAUUAUGUAAGACAGGGCCGGGUGAGUGUCUGUGGCUGGCAGAUAUUCUGAUCACGCUCUUUCUGUCUGCACUUCGCCCUUCGUCUUGCUACAUAAAUUGCCACCAACCAGGCCAGAAGGUAGAGCCGUUGAAUACAGCUCACCUCAUCUCUUUGCAGCCCAGUUGGGUUCCUGAAGAAACCCGCUAAGCUCAAGCCCAGAGAAGUUCUUUUCUUGCAGCCAUGGAAACUUACUUCUCUGCCGUCCAGAAGAUGGAGCAAACAGUGAUGUUUCCCAGCCUCCUUCGAGGAGUCUCCUUCGAAGAGAGGGAGGAUGCCUUUGAAGCCGAUGCUGAUGGUGCCAAAGACCUGUAUGAAUAUUACGCCCAGCUGAAAUCCCUCAAGCAGAUGGUGGAAGGUGGCCUAGUGCCUUCGGAAAGCCACCGGCUACCUGGCACGGCCACCUGGGUGAAAGAGCAGGUGGCCAAAGAGGAACAAGAUCUUGCAACACUCUUUUAUUACCACGUCUCUGCCUUGCACCGCAUCCUCCACCAGCUGACCAGGAGAGCCAACACCGUGACGUCCAGAUACAAUGAAAUCAUGCAACAGAUUAACCAGAAUGGCUUUUCUCUUCACUGGUGAACCUCAGACUGUGAACUGUACAGGCAAGUCUGAUGUCCAUCCUUGAGUGUCUAUUUAAACAGCUUCCUGUGAAGAAACUGUAUGACUGGACGAAAGAGACGUUAUGAGCAACUGCCUUCUGAACACUUUUGUAUGACAGCAACACACACACACUUACAUUGAAAAGUUUGAAGGACUGACUUUCAUGUUUUGUGUUAUUCUAUUUUAUUUAUACAGUACCUGUAUUUAAACCUGAGGACAUCCCGGUGCCUCAGGUGAUACGAUACUUCAGCAUUCCUAAUAACUGAAGGUGACAAGUAAUACAGCUUUUUGUAUUUCUCAUUAAGUUUUUAACUGUGGUGAUGAUCUCAGAACACAAAUAAAUUGCUUAUUUUUUAUUAAACAA